Molecule: messenger RNA, 381 nt
Organism: Zingiber officinale
Lineage: Eukaryota; Viridiplantae; Streptophyta; Magnoliopsida; Zingiberales; Zingiberaceae
Exons: 1
Coding region: 1-381 (126 amino acids)
Molecular function (GO): nucleic acid binding
Source: RefSeq, a predicted model, not a curated record
AUGGGAGGCAGCUGGGUCGAUGAGCUCCCCAGCGUACUGUGGGCGUUUCGUACAACUCCUAAGGAAGGGAUCGAGGCAACUCCUUUCCAUCUGGUGUAUGGCAGCGAAGUGGUCGUCCCCGUCGAGGUCAGCGUUGAAUCUGAUCGGAUACAACACUACAGUGAGGGCAAUGCCGAACAGAGGCUCUUGGAGCUGGACUUGGUGGAUGAGGUGCGCGUUAAAGCGGCAGUGUGCCUGAAGGCCUACCGGAAAAGGAUGAGGCAAAGUUACAACCAAAGGGUGAUCCCAAGGUCAUUUCAAGUUGGCGACUUGGUGUGGAAGAAAGUAAAGUCGGUCGGCGACGUCUCAAAGCUGGAAGCCCCCCUGAGGCAGGCCAUUUAA